AAUUCUAGGUCGCUCCCUCUCCUGUGCUCUUCGCCAGCACCUGUGCCCGUGUCAGUCAGUACUGUAGUGAUAAGCGCACAGGAUAGUCGGCAACAGCAAGUGUACCCACGAGCCGGCCGCGUAGUUCUAACAGUCGUCAAAACCAGAAGACGUGAUGGCUUGCGUGAGCCGACCGAAGCCUCCUGCCUUCUGGGGACAGACGGCCAUGCUCCUGAUCCUCCUGGGUCAAGUGAUCCAGACAGGGAGUGAGGCUCAGGUGGACGUUCCUCCGGACUCCUUGUACUUUGACCCCCGUUACCAGUUCAAUCCGAGCCCUCCACCCUUCCAAGGGCGCCCCCAGGGGAAAGCAGACCAGAGGUCGCUGAAUCCCCUUAACUACCAGCAGUUCAACCCGUACAGCCAGAUUCCCCAGCCGGGUUUCGCUCCGAACCCCAACCCUAAGCCCGUGAAAGAGGUGACCCUCGACGACGCUCUCAACGCCUUUCUGAAGACGCAAGACCCCAAGUAUUACCAGUACUAUCAAGGUGGGAACCCAAGGGACGGUGCCAUCCCCGUAACCUCCGGGCCCCCCGGCACCCCUUACACGGCGGACCCCCAAGUCGCCGCGCUACUCAAACAGAUUGACAGUGUAGGAUCACAGCAGUGUGCAGCAAAUGUGUUAGCCCAGUGGAACUUCGAAACUAACGUCAACGAAGUAACUCAGGUGGAAGCGCUGAGAGCUCAACUGGCCUACUCCGAGUUCCAAGCGCGGGUUCGCACUCUGGUGUCGAAGAUAGAACGAGGGACAGUAGGAGACCCACAUCUCUGGCGGCAGUUGCGGCACUUGGCUGUCAUCGGACCUGCAGCCCUCCCCCCAGAUCAGCUGGACAGGUACAAUCGCGUGAUAAACGACAUGUUGGAGAUUUUCAACAGCGCAACCAUCUGUGCGUACAACGAGCCUCUGCGCUGCGGUCUGCGGCUUGAACCAGAUAUCCAGAACAUCAUGGCGCACAGCCACGACUGGGACGAGCUGCAACAUACUUGGGUGGAAUGGAAUCGUCGGUCUGGGAUGAAAGUGAGGGACCUCUACGAGCAACUGGUGGACCUCAGCAACUACGCUGCCAGGCUCAAUAAUUUCACGGACUACGCCGAGUACUGGAUGUUCCCUUACGAAGCGGCAAGUCUGCGGUUUGACCUGGAAGACGUUUGGGAGGAGAUCAGGCCGUUAUACGAGCAGCUGCACGCUUACAUCAGGCGGAAGUUACGAGACCUGUACGGACCAGAGAAGAUCAGCCGGCAGGCUCCACUACCGGCGCAUAUACUAGGUAACAUAUGGGCGCAGUCUUGGAGCAAUAUCCUGGAUGUCACUAUCCCUUACCCGGGAAAGAACUUUCUGGAUGUCACUACAGAGAUGAACAAACAGGGCUACACCCCGGGAACAAUGUUCCGCCUGGCGGAAGAGUUCUACGUAUCUCUUAACUUCAGCGGCCUCCCCCCGGACUUUUGGACGCAUUCCAUUCUGGAAGAUUUACCGGGCCGACAGAUUAUCUGCCAGCCCUCUGCCUGGGACUUUUGCAACGGACGUGACUACAGGAUAAAGAUGUGUACCCAGGUGACGAUGCAGGAUCUGAUCACUGCCCACCACGAAAUGGCUCACAUCCACUACUUCAUGACGUACAAGAACCAGCCCAAAGUGUUCAGAGACGGGGCUAACCCAGGGUUUCACGAGGCCAUCAGCGAAGCCGUGUCUCUGUCGGUAACCACCCCUCACCACCUGCAGACCCUAGGCCUGGUGCUUCGGUCGGUCGACGACAUCCCUCACAACAUCAACUUCCUGUUCUCCAUGGCACUGGACAAGGUGGCCUUCCUCCCCUUCGCGCUCGCCUUGGACUUCUGGCGUUGGGACAUAUUCCAGGGCAACACGCCCAGAGACCGCUACAACUGCCAUUGGUGGGACCUCAGAGAGAGGUUGAGCGGCAUCAAACCUCCAGUUCUGAGGUCGGAGACAGAUUUCGAUCCAGGAUCCAAGUACCACGUUCCUGCCAAUAUCCCGUACAUUCGGUACUUCGUAGGCACCGUGCUCCAAUUCCAAAUCCAUCGCGCUCUCUGCAAAGCUGCCCAGCAGUCCGAGCACAAUAAUGCCUAUGGACAGCCGCUCCACAAGUGCGAUAUUUAUCGUAGCAAGGAAGCAGGUCACGUACUACAGAAGCUUAUGGAGAAGGGGUCUUCAGAACCCUGGUCUGAAGUAUUGUAUGCUGCUACUGGAGAGACCCGACUAGAUGGAACUGCUAUCAGAGAAUACUUCCAGCCUCUGGAGGAGUGGCUGAGGAGUGAAAACCUACGGACCCAGGAGUAUGUAGGCUGGAACUACGACGGAGACUACUGCAAGUACAGCAUUGAGACAGCAAAUCUUCAGGUGUAUGGAGGAUUCUACAACACGGCAUCACACCACACACAUAACAGUAACCUCACACUUGCGGCACUGUCGAUUCUUGUGCUCUUAUUAUCGAUAAAUGUUAAGUUUUAGUUCACUUAGUUGCCAUAGUAACUCAAGAGUGGAAUCUAGUGUGCCCUUUAACUCCAUACUGUUAUACUUUUUAUAAUCUCAAAGCAGACAGUUUAACACAUGUUUGCAAAUGUCAUUUAUAUUUUUUCGUUUGGUUAUAAAAUAUGUGUUUUUAUAUUAGAAUUAAUCAGUUGAUAAGCCAUGUGUUUAUUAAUACUUAUGGGUAGUUUUUAUUUAGAACUUACCACUAAGAACUUUUAGCUGAGGUGUAAAUAAACCUAUUCUUUUUAAAUAACCAUGUUAUAGGACAUUGUAAUAAGUGCAUAUUUGUGUCAUACUACAUAACAAGAUUAAAUCAAUGGUGACAUCUUAACUGAGGUGAUAUAACUUAAAAUUCAAUGGUACAACAAACAGUUACCUUAACACUUAACCAAAUAGCAAAUAGGCUAUCAUUAUGACCACAACAAAUGUUUUGGAAGACAAAUUUGCUCUCUCAAAUUUACAAAAUAACAUAUCUAUGCAGUUAAGCCUUCAAUUUCUGCAAAGUUUCGGAAUUUAAAAUCGCUAAAUCGUUUGACUAGAAUAUUUUUACAUCCAAUCCACUUCCUUUCCUCUUAACGUAAUGUUUUGGACUGUUGAGUCAUGCCUGCUGUAAUAUAUUCAGAGGGAAACUGUUACAUUGUAACAAUACGUUAAGAAGUGCAUCAGAAACAUCAGUCAGUAACAAUGUGCAAGCACAACUCCAAACCUAUUACUUUCCAUGGCAGUGGUUUAAUUUUGUUUGUUUGUGUCUGGUACAUCGCAAUUGGUUAGUUCAAGCAUUUGGUUUAAAGUUGUUAAAAGAUAGUUCACCUCUCAAUGAUUAUCUUUCACUAUCCUGGAAUUCAUGUUUUAAGUUCAGAAUUCACUAUUUCUCACAAUUGGAAUAAUAUAUUCCUCUCACCGAAUUAAAAUUACACUUACAAUUUACCAUCCAUCAUUUAAAAACUUUAUAUCUUAGAUAUUAUAUAAAGGUAACCUUUGAAUAUGGCAUAAAAAUAUAGUAUAAAAACAAAUUGUUCAGUUAAUACAUUAUGAAGAUUAAAACCCCUGUUUUUCCUAAAGCCAAUUAUAGCAUUUUAUAGCCAAAAUUAAGUUUUUGGACAUUUAAAUAGGGUUAAAUCUAAUUGUAUUUUUUCAAAAAUUCUGCUAUGUGAGUUUUGAGAAAUUUGAGAACUGUGCAAUAGCUUGUUAGCAUAAACCUAUACAUAUGAAAGGGCAAACCAUGUUCUUGUUGUUUUUUUUUUUUUAAUUUAAAGCUAUAAAAGAGAAAACUUUCAAUAGCAAACAAGAAAAUACUAUGAAAACAAAAACAUAAUGGUUUAUUAAUCUUAAGUAGAGUUAAAUUUCAUUACUUAGUUUAGAUAAUUCCUUAAGCUUUAACUGUCUAUGUUUGUGUACUGUCUUUUCUCUUCUAUCUUAUAACACUUUAUACUACGGGACCUAAUUUAAGAGUACUUAACUGUAUAGCAGGUUUAAAAUGAUAUUUGUAACAUGUUUUAUUCCCACUUAUGUUACCAAUAUACUACUAAAAUAAAUUGUUUUUCUUAAUACACAUUUUAGUAUUGCAAUUUUAUACAUAGUUUAAUAUAACGUAAGAAUUUUAAAUUAGUACAAUACUAAAAUGGCUUUAAAUAAAUGUUUUUUUAUAUGUUAA
This is a messenger RNA of Homalodisca vitripennis (glassy-winged sharpshooter), 4181 nucleotides long. Its product is annotated as angiotensin-converting enzyme-like. Gene Ontology annotation, molecular function: peptidyl-dipeptidase activity; metallopeptidase activity. The record is from RefSeq and is a predicted model, not a curated record. The transcript has 14 exons. Gene Ontology annotation, cellular component: plasma membrane. Bases 155 to 2506 code for a protein of 783 amino acids. NCBI's taxonomy places the organism in Eukaryota, Metazoa, Arthropoda, Insecta, Hemiptera, Cicadellidae. Gene Ontology annotation, biological process: proteolysis.